AUGGGUUCAUGUAGUUCAAAAAAAUAGAAGAGAAUAAUCUUAGAUAAAUCACAUCAAUAGACAACUUCCAAUAGUGUUACUCCUAUCAAACCAAAAAACUUGACUUUGAAUUUACAAAAAAUCUAAUAUGUUGAUUUGGAGGGUAAAGAAAAGAAGGAACCUAAAGAUGAUUAAAAGCCCUCUCCUCCACCAAAGCUUUAUUUUGAUGGAAAUUAAUUGAAUGCUCAAAAAGAGAGCAUUUUUGGAAGACCAAAAGUUUAGAGUAUAAGACUGAACUAAUAAAAUUAAUAUAAUCAAAAGGAGGAAAUCAUUUUUGGAAGAAAGGUUCGUUACUCCCAUUCUCAUCUGUAAAAAUGA
This is a messenger RNA of Paramecium pentaurelia, 357 nucleotides long. The record is from the annotation of a GenBank genome assembly. NCBI's taxonomy places the organism in Eukaryota, Ciliophora, Oligohymenophorea, Peniculida, Parameciidae.